AUGAUGUGGUCAGAUGAGACCAAAAUCCUGAUCUUUGGCAUCAACUCGACCAUCAUGUUUGGAGGAAGAGAAAUGCUUACCAUAACCCCCAGAACACCAUCCUCCACCGUCAAGGAGGACAGGAACGACUUCCCUGCAUCGAGGAGAGCGAUGGACGAGGGCCAUGCGUACUUGUGGGUGUGGCUGUGGGGGUUCGUCUCCAUCACCAUCAUCAGCCUGCUGUCUCUGCUGGGCGUGGUGCUUGUUCCCAUCCUCAAACAGUCCUGCUUCAAGUUCCUGCUCACCUUCCUGGUGGCGCUCGCCGUGGGAACACUGAGUGGAGACGCUCUGCUCCACCUGCUGCCUCACUCUCCGGGGGCAGCAACGACCACGGCGAGCCCAAGUCGACCGACGGAGAGAGAUUAUCUGAAUUGA
Notothenia coriiceps (black rockcod) is the source of this 414-nucleotide messenger RNA. RefSeq names its product zinc transporter ZIP10-like. Gene Ontology annotation, biological process: intracellular monoatomic cation homeostasis; zinc ion import across plasma membrane. Gene Ontology annotation, molecular function: zinc ion transmembrane transporter activity; monoatomic cation:bicarbonate symporter activity. The record is from RefSeq and is a predicted model, not a curated record. The transcript is spliced from 4 exons. NCBI's taxonomy places the organism in Eukaryota, Metazoa, Chordata, Actinopteri, Perciformes, Nototheniidae. Bases 1 to 414 code for a protein of 137 amino acids. Gene Ontology annotation, cellular component: plasma membrane.